ACCCAGCUUGCCGCGCGUCGCUCUUCUGGCCUUGAGGCGCUCCACCGAGGCUCCAAGCAUUCGAGGAAAGCAAAGAAGUAGAACACGGCCAUGGUUGCUGUGACGCUCUUUUCCUUACUUAUCUCAUGCCCUAGCCUCAAUCCCUCUUGCAAAACCCUUUGUCUUCCUUCGAAAUCUCUUCUCCUCCGAAAAGAAAAAUCUUUUCCUUCCUCGAAUCCUUCUUCCGUGAGGAGAAGGCAGGCAUUUCGCCGCAUUUGCUGCUCCGCGGCCAACAAGCCGUCUCCUUCUACCGAGAUAAGGUUAUGUUUCACGUGCGAGGAUUCCUUGUGAUACCAAUUUCAUUUGUUCUUCAGCUCAACAGCCAAGAUAAGAAGUGAGGUUCUCUCUCCUUUUCGCUCGGUACGGAUGUUUUUCUAUCUUGCAUUCGUUGCAAGUGGUGCUAUAGGAGGAUUAAUCUCUAUUACACAGUUGAUUCCUGCUCUGGCGAAUUCAUCAAGAUCAGCAGAGCUGCCUGAGAUCUUAAAGGGUCUUGGUAUAGAUAUUGGAGCAGUUUUAUUUUUUGCAUUUCUUUACACAAGGGAGAAUAGUGCUAAAAAUGUCCAACUAGCAAAGCUAUCACGGGAGGAAAGUCUCUCAAAACUUAAGCUGCGGGUAGACCAGAAUAAGAUCAUUUCGGUCAGUGAUUUGAGGGGAGUCGCCCGCCUGGUCAUUCUUGCUGGCCCUGCCUCAUACAUUGCUGAGUCCUUUAGACGGAGCAGACCUUUUUCCGAUAGCCUUCUGGAGAGAGGGGUAUUGGUGGUUCCUUUUAGGACUGAUGCAAGCACACCUUUCCAAUUUGAAGGGAAUGACGAGGAGAUGAUUGUCGACAAGAAAAGGAGGCUCUGGCAGCUGAGACCUGUUUACACUUCCGAAUGGGCCAACUGGAUAGAUGAACAGAAGAAAUUGGCUAAUGUCUCACCUGAUUCUCCAGUGUAUCUCUCUCUGCGUCUGGAUGGCCGUGUUCGUGGGAGUGGUGUUGGCUAUCCUCCAUGGAAUGCUUUUGUUGCACAACUGCCACCAGUGAAAGGAAUUUGGUCAGGACUUCUUGAUGGCAUGGAUGGAAGAGUCCUUUAAGAAUCUUUAUAUAUGUAUAUGGAAGGAAAUAUUUUGUUUAUUCCAAAUUUUUGAUUUAUAUACGUAUAUAUCAUCUCAAAUGUAUGUUUUUCUCCUGUUGGGAGAUUCAAUAUUUCCCUUCUUGGGAGUAUAGUUUAGCUAGACCAAA
Messenger RNA from Elaeis guineensis (African oil palm), 1261 nucleotides. RefSeq names its product protein LOW PSII ACCUMULATION 1, chloroplastic. The record is from RefSeq and is a predicted model, not a curated record. Lineage: Eukaryota; Viridiplantae; Streptophyta; Magnoliopsida; Arecales; Arecaceae.